CUCUCUCUCUCUCUGAGCGUUGUUUUUCAUCUUCAUCUCUCACUGCAGCAAAACCCUAGCUGCUCAUCUCUGUAUCGAAACCAGAGAAAAGAUCCGGCGAAGAUGUCAGGUGGUUUGGAUAUGUCACUCGAUGACAUCAUCAAAUCUAAUCGGAAACCUACUGGAUCUCGUGGCCGAGGAGGCGUUGGUGGUAAUAGUACCGGUGGUCGCGGAGGAUUCGGCGGUUCCGGUUCCGGUCCAUCUCGUCGGUUUGCUAACCGCGUAGGAAACAGAACGGCGCCGUAUUCAAGGCCGGUGCAACUACAAGCUCAAGACGCGAUGUGGCAAAACGAUGUUUUCGCGACGGAUGCGAGUGUUGCUGCGGCUUUUGGGCAUCAACCGGCUGCUGUUGUUGGUGGCUCCUCAAUCGAGACUGGAACUAAGCUCUACAUUUCCAACUUAGACUAUGGUGUCUCCAAUGAGGAUAUCAAGGAGCUUUUUUCAGAGGUUGGUGACCUUAAGCGAUAUGGGAUUCACUAUGAUAGGAGUGGAAGAUCGAAGGGUACUGCUGAAGUUGUUUUCUCUAGGCGUGGUGAUGGCUUGGCAGCUGUCAAGCGUUACAACAAUGUUCAAUUGGAUGGAAAACUGAUGAAGAUAGAGAUUGUUGGAACUAAUAUUCCAGCUCCAACUCUUCCAAUGCUCGCUCCAGCUCAGAUUCCUUUUCCUACAAACGGAAUACUUGGGAACUUCAAUGAGAACUUUAAUGGCAAUUUCAAUGGGAACUUCAAUGGAAACUUCAGAGGCAGAGGGAGAGGCGGUUUUAUGGGACGGCCUCGUGGUGGUUUUGGCGGUGGUAAUUUCAGAGGUGGUAGGGGAGCUAGAGGACGUGGUGGUCGUGGCAGUGGAAAAGGACGUGAUGAAAAUGUAUCUGCAGAGGAUCUUGAUGCUGAGUUGGACAAGUACCACAAAGAGGCAAUGGAAACAAAUUAGAAAAGGGGAGAACAAAAUCUAUAGCAUGUCUACAUGUAUUCCUUCAUUUAGUGCACGAUAUGCUUUUGUAUUAGUAUGAUGUUUAGAUUGAGGUCAAUGGGUCUGACACCAUUGAUAUUGGGGUUUAGCUAUUUCUUUCUAUUCUCUUUGUGAGCUUUUUAGCUUUUGCAGUUGAGUUCAGAGAAACAGCAUUGUGUGUACCGUGGAACUCAAACUCUUCUAAAGUGUUUCUUCGAAACAAAUUCCAUCUA
Capsella rubella is the source of this 1220-nucleotide messenger RNA. Its product is annotated as THO complex subunit 4B. Gene Ontology annotation, cellular component: nucleus. NCBI's taxonomy places the organism in Eukaryota, Viridiplantae, Streptophyta, Magnoliopsida, Brassicales, Brassicaceae. Gene Ontology annotation, biological process: mRNA export from nucleus. Bases 103 to 969 code for a protein of 288 amino acids. The transcript has 5 exons. Gene Ontology annotation, molecular function: mRNA binding. The record is from RefSeq and is a predicted model, not a curated record.